AGUUCAUUUCCGGCUACAGUGCCAAAACAUGGCAGUCAGGAUUUUCUCGGUUCUCUUGACACUUACGUUAAUUCUACUAAAAACUAUGACGAAUUUUGCAGAAGCAGCAUCAGUUGAUGUCUUAUUUGCUGCGGGUGAAGGAAUCACCGCAGAUCAAGAUGGCACUCUGAAAUUUAUGGAGGGAAUCCAACACCAGCUACGCUUGCAUGGAAACCAGUUAACCAACAUUACUGCCAUUGCUUUCACUACAGAAACCGCGGAUCGGGGCGAAGUCUGUGUAAUAAGUGACGGGGAUAUAAAAGUGAAUUUUUCUGAAGUAAUAGAUAAUUCUGUGGGAGUGAUCAGUGUAUCAUUUGAUUAUGUUGAUGGAGAAUAUCGUUAUGUUUGUGUAAAAGAGAUAUUUAUGACUAGUGGGUUUCAAAAUGAAACUCAGACUCGAUGGGUCCACCAAGGACGUGACAGUCCCUGGCUUCGGUUUACUGUUGAAGCUAAACCCGUAAAAACUUUUCUUUUGCCAUUUGGCAUACAAAUUUCGAUUUUACUUGUGUUAUUGUGUUUGUCAGGGCUGUUUAGCGGCUUGAAUCUUGGUCUGAUGGCUUUAGAUAAGACAGAAUUGCAAAUCAUUCAGAAAUGUGGCUCAGAUAAUGAAAAGAAAUAUGCAAAAAUUAUUGAACCGUUACGUAGCAGGGGAAAUUUUUUAUUAUGUACUUUAUUGUUGGGAAAUGUUCUUGUAAAUAAUACAUUGACCAUUUUGUUAGACGACUUGUCAAAUGGACUAUUGGCUAUUAUUAUGUCAACAAUGGGUAUUGUUAUAUUUGGAGAAAUUAUUCCACAAGCUAUAUGUUCCAGACAUGGCUUGGCGAUUGGAGCUCGAACAGUUUAUUUAACUAAAUUUUUUAUGAUUGUUACGUUUCCGUUAUCGUUUCCCAUUAGUUUAAUUUUAGACAAGGUUUUAGGAGAGGAAAUUGGCCAAGUAUACAAUAAAGAAAAAUUGCAAGAAUUAAUUCGUAUGACAGCUGAUUCAAAAGUUCUUCAAAAUGACGAGGCAAAUAUUAUCGCUGGAGCUCUUCAGCUGGCAAAUAAAGUUGUCACCGAUGUCAUGACGAAGAUCGAUGAUGUUUAUAUGUUAGAUAUCAACACUACACUUGAUUUUGAAACAAUGUCGGAAAUUCUGAAAAAUGGUUACACAAGAAUUCCUGUUUUUGAUGGAGACAAAAGUUGUAUUGUAAAUUUAUUGAAUACAAAAGAUCUAGCCUUGAUCGAUCCAGAUGAUAACACAGCAUUGAAAACAGUGUGCCAGUUUUAUGAUCACCGCCCUUUAUUUGUUGACGAAGAUUACAAAUUGGAUUCCAUGCUUCAAGACUUUUUACAAGGAAAUUCUCACAUGGCUAUAGUUCAACUUUUACAUAACGAUUCUGAGUGUGACCCUUAUUAUGAGAUUACUGGAGUUGUGACUCUUGAGGAUGUGAUUGAAGAAAUUCUACAGUCAGAGAUAGUUGACGAGACAGAUAUUCUUUCUGAUAACAAGAAGAAGGCACCAAGACGUCAUGAAAAGCGUGAUUAUAGCGUGUUUGAUCAAAAUGAUGAUGAGAGUGCUCCAAGAAUAUCGCCACAACUUGCUCUAGCUACCUUUCAGUUCCUUACUACAACUGUUGAUGCAUUUAAUGACGAACUGAUAUCUAGAAAUGUUUUAAAGCGUUUGAUAAGACAGAAUAUUGUUGUCAAUAUCCAUCCUACAGAUCCACCUUCUGAUAAAAACUAUAUCUAUAAACAAGGAAAAGAAUGUGAUUACUUUGUUCUCAUUCUACAAGGUCAUGCUGAGGCUUUGAUUGGUAAAGAACAGAUGGUAUUUGAGGCUGGACCGUUUACCUACUUUGGUGUUGAUACUCUUAAAAAGAGAAGUAGUGAAGAGUUGAAGGACAAUCGAGCCCCCGAGUACCAUCACGCCAAGAACGAAAAGUAUAUUCCUGAUUUCUCUCUGAGAGCUGUCACUGACAUGCAGUAUAUACGCAUCCGUCGAGCUCAUUAUUUGGCAGCACGACGAACUACUAGUAUGAUGAAGAAAAUACGACCAGAUCAAGCCAAACUCAAAGAGGAAGAGGCCUUCUCUAAAGAAUGGAAACAAGCCUUGAAUGCCUCCCUCAGUCGAAAUAAUAGUGCAGCGAACAUCACAGAUCUAAACAGUUUAGAUAACAGCCUGAAACGAGCACUUACAGAUGAAGUUCUUAAUUCUGAUGUCAUGAUUGAAUCAAAACCGAGAUCCAAAAGUGAAUUAGAAGAAAGUCGCUCUCAAAACUCGGAUGGUUUUUCUCCCAAGGCUGUUCGAGACCUGAAAAUGAAAAGCUCAUCUUUUGAUGAUUUGCCACCGAAACAGAACAGUCGACACAAUAGUAUUAAGCUGGACCAAGCUGCGUUGAAUCAAACAUUGAAGUUUCGCAACAGCAAUUAUGAAAUUAACUCUAUAAAGUAUGUGGAUGAGGAAAAAACACCGUUGAUGAACACUGAAACGGCACAGAUAAGUCCAACAAGUUUAUAGCAGAGACUAGAGCAUCCCUUAUAGAUGCUGCUAUUAUAAAGCCUGUUGCAUUUUGGGUAACUAGCAAAGUUAUUCAGAUUUCUUAGAUAUGCUGUUUGAAGCUAUAGUAAACAAACAUUGUAUUUAUUCACGUUAAAUGAGUCAAAUAAUUUAAGAUCUCACCAUAGAAUUCAAGCAAUUUGCACAUUAGAUACGAGAUUUGAGACAUACUAUUUUUAUUCUGGCUGAAUAAUUCCUUCAACCCAGUUACAAGGCCAGAUUAACCAGGCACUACGUAGUAGUUUAAUAGAGUUGUAUAAUAAAAUGUUCGAUUUACAUGUAUGAAGUCUUACAUCUGCUCAGUCGAACAGUACUCAGAGGCAGUAUGGUUUCAGUAUGGCAUUAUGUAAAGUAAAAAAUGUAUAAAAGGUUUCUUGGUGACAAGGCAAUUGUGUAAAAUUUAAAGGAAAAAUACUUAAUCAGUUUCAUUUAUCUACCUUCUAUGUAUACGUAUGUAUAUAUAUAUAUAUUGAAAUGUUCUAAAUCUAUAUACAUGUAAUGUUUUUCAUCAUCAGUGUCAGAACUUUAAAUACAUUCUACAGUAUUGUUUGUAGAAGAGAGAGGGGGGCAGUUGAGAGACUGAAUGGUCUGAUACAUGUGCUUUAGAUCAUUAGGUCUGUUGUCUAUGCAAGUGGUGUGAUUUCCAUCCCAUGCUUUUAUGUGACAAAUGGUAAGGAUGUCCUACUAACUACAUGGGUUUUCUUUAGGUUCUGCCCUCUAUAUUAUUGGGAAAAAAAUGAUAUUAUAUUGUAGCAAGAAAGUGGUAAUGUUUCAGAGUUCUGAUAUAGAUGUUACGCAACAGUUGAUCACAUAAGUCCCAGAGAAAAUAUCUCUGGAUGAAUUUGGAUAUUUUCAUAUUUUCUUGAAAUUUGAUGCCUUAGUCAGAUAAAGUGUGAACAAAAGUAAUCAUUUACACUUUGGUGAUUUCCAGAUCUUUUUAGUUUCAAAAUCACAAAUUCAACCAAUUUCUACAACAGAUUGAUUGGCUAAAUGAAAAUUCAAGAUCUAUGUAAAGACAAGAUGUAGACAUUGUUGGUUAAAUAUAUUUAAAAUUAUAGAAUUAUUUCAAAUUCAGAUUUAAAUUCCUAAAUUUCCAUUCUCUGGGGCUUUGGGGUAAACUUUAAUAUGAUUUCUAUGUAUGGCAUUGUUUUUAUUAUUAUAUUAUAAUAUUUGUAUGUUGUUAUUGAAGAUAUUAUCUAUAUAUUAUGUGAUACGAGAUGGAAAGAGAAAUGAGAAGUAUAUGAUUUAAGUAUGAGGGAAGUGCAUCUGUUGAUAACAUAUCUUGGUGUGUUUGUUUCUAUCGCUGAUCUCCAUAUACUCUUUGUUGCCAAUCUCAGAAACACAUCAUAUCUCUCUGGCCAGUGCAUUACUCUUUGAGUGAUUCCUAUAAGAUAAUGCGGUUGUUAUUAUUCCUAGAGUAGCUCCAAAAGCAUAAAGCUAUGUAAGGAUAUAAUAAAUCCCCCUGCUAACCAGUCAGAGCGAUUAUUGGCUAGAACAUUGUAUUUAGUAUUCACAAUACCAGAUCUGUAAAUGACAAACUACCAUCCAAAAAAUUCAAUGCAGUGAAGCAUCUAGACAGAUAUGAUGUGUUAAAAAGAUACAAAAUUAGAAGUUUUGACUUGAUCUUAGUGACAAUUGUUGAAAUGCAUAUGCAAUUUCGAUUUUAAAAAUAGGUUUUUCAAUAUGGCACCCAUUAUACCGACCUGAUGGUUUAGACAGCAGGCCUGUACAUACAGUUUAAUGAUGUUAUUAUUAGUUUUGAGAUGUAAAUAAAAAUAUAAUGUCUGUGAUCUGGGUAUAUGAUCAAUGUUAAUAAAUUAAUAAUCUAUCUACAUAAUUAUGGCAAAGAGAUUGGUUAUCUUUAUGUAUGACAUGGCUAUAUAAUGUUCCCACUUAACUUUUAGUUUUUUAUAUGCCCACAUGGAAAUAUGGUCGUAUAUUGCCGUUGCUCCUGUCAGUCCAUCGUCCACAAUUUCUUGUGAACACUCUAUAGACUACAUUUAUCAUCUGAUUGUUUUGAAAUUAAUAUAAUAUGUUGUUUACAUUAGUGAGAUGAAGAAGCCUUUGUUUCACUUUGUUGCACCGUAUGAAUGCUCUAACGACAAAAGUUAUCAUCCGAUCUGUAUGAAAUUUAUAUAUAUAUCGUUCAUUACAUCUAGAGUUAUGGCCCUUGUUUCACUUUGUUGAAUCUUGUGAACGCUCUAAUGACAACAGUUAUCAUCCGAUCUGUAUGAAAUUUAUAUGCGUCAUUUGAAUUAGUAAAACGAAGAAGCCUAUUGAAUUUCAGCAAUUUCCGUUAAUUACGCCAUGAGUUAUGACCCUUGUUUCACUUUGUUGCACCUUGUGAAUGCUUUACGACAAAAGUUAUCAUACGAUCUGUAUGAAAUUUAUAUGUAUUGUUCAAAUUAGUAAAAUGAAGAAUCCCAUUGAAUUUCAGCCAUUUCCGUCUAUUACAUCUAGAGUUAUGGCACUUGUUUCACUUUGUUGAAUCAUGUGAACGCUCGAACAACAAAAGUUAUCCUCCAGUCUGUAUGGAAUUCAUAUGCAUCAUUUAUAUUAGUGAAAUGAAGAAGCCUAUUGAAUUUCAGCAAUUUCCGACCAUUACUUCUAUAGAGUUAGGGGGUUGGAUGGCCGAAUGGUUAGGACGUGCGUGCUGUAUCAUAAGGCCUGUCAUUGAGUCAACUGUCGUGGUUUCGAAUCCUCGGUUGUACGUGACAAGGAGUAGGGUUGCCUGUCCAACCUUGUGGGUUUUCUCCGGGUCCUACCACUGCUAAAGACCCCUACGCGCAAGCGAAUUAUUGAAAUAAAAUUCAACCAUAUGUUAGUCCUGUAAUGACCUAGUUAGUGUUGAGUGGAGUAAAACCCCAUUUCUCUCUCUCUCUAUAGAGUUAUGGCCCUUGUUUUAUAUGCAUUAUUUGAAUUAGCAAAACGAAAAAAAAGCCAGUCGAAUUUCAACAAUUUCUGUAGAUUGUUAAGGCCCUUAUAAUGUCAUCUGUAUGAAAUUGUCUAUUAAAUGCCCCGAAUUACCUACAAAAGAAUAUAUAUGUGACAACCCUUGUUGACCGCUCGGACGAUUUAGCUGUUGUGGGCGUAUGUUUUGUUGCCUGACAACCUAUCUUUUUUUCAUGACCACGACAAGAUGAAUGGAAGGUAAUGACAGUUGAGUGUGGAAAACUAAGAGAAUGUGUCCUCCUACAAUUUGAUAUUGAAAUGCUAUUACAUUAUAAUGUUCAAAAUAAUAUACAAGUACUUAUUAUAUUCAUUUUAGUAUUUUAUUGGUUUCAUGAUUUACCACCCAAUUGAAGAAGCCAUUCUAGGGUAGGAAGCUGUCCCAGAUAUAUUAGUGAAUCAAAUGAGUUAAUUAUGUGUGAAGGACUUUUAGAAACCUUUAUUCGUAUUUGGUAACUUUGCUCAGAAAUACAAACCUAAGUCCGUAUAUUUCACACAAUCCCAAAUUGCCUGGUUAGCCAUGUCUACAGGCUUGCCGAAAUUAUAUUAUUGGUAAAGUAUUGUGGUGAUUAUCAUUUUACUUUUAUGCAGGAAUGGAAUUCCUUAAAAUUUUGUAAGUCUUUUAAGCAAAUCUGACGAUCUUUUUUGAAUGGCCAAUAUGUGCUGAAAAUUUCAGACAAGCUAUUUUUGCCAUUUCUUUUUGGUUUUUAUUUGUAUAAUUAACCUGUUUAUAUUAACAGGUAACCUGCUAAUAUGGAGAUUAAAGGGUGUGUUAUACAUUCUGAUUAUUGGGUGGAGGGCUAUCAAUUUACAUAUACAUGUAUUCAUAAUAAAUGGUGGUAUUUUGUCAUCAUCCCUGUCUGUCUGUCUGUUUUGCCCAUUUAUCCAUCUUUUGCUCAAUUCAUCUGUACGAUAUUUCUGUAUACAAGCCUUCAAUUAUUACCCUUAUAAAUAAGCUCCAGGCAACAGUCGGUGUCAGAGUGAUUUUAAAAAAAAAAAAAAAUACUUGGAUUAUUUAAAGAACCAUAUAAAAACAUUUGUCAUAUUUCAGUUAUUUGAAUAGGUAAUUGUAUUACCUAAUUUGCUGAGAGUAUUUGAAGAAACAUAUUGAGUUGUGAUACAGAAGGGACGAUGAGAUUUUUGAAAGUCGCAUGGAGGACAAAGCUGGUGAUGGGUGGCUGCCUGGCAACCUGUGUGGAAAUUAAUUCUAAAGGUAUCAUAUGGAAUAGAUGCCACAAUCUGCUAUAAUUAUUUUAUGCUAACUCGCAUUAAAUUCUUUAUAUCCAGCCAAGAACAAACGCAAUAAUUUUAUUUUGUAUCAUAAGGAAUUUCUUUAUAAAUUAUAUUGGUUAGCACAAUCAUGACAUAGAUCUACCUUUCUUUUUUUUUUAAACAUUGUGAUCAGUUAAAGCCAGUUUCUCAGCAAUUCAGUAAAUCUAUUAGACAUUAAUAGUUCUGGUCACGCUCAUCAGGAACAGUCUUCACCACAUUGCAAGUGUAAUAGUGAAUUGACAAUUUCGUGUAUUUUUUAUGGUUCAAAUUUCGUUUUAUUUAUCUUACUACAUAACAUGGGGCGGGGGCCAUCGAAAGUAUUAACAAACGAAACGAAAUUGAGCUCCAUAUUUAAAUCAGAUUGAAAACGUGUAGACUUUUUCAGACGACAUUUGGUUCUUGAGUCAGCAGCCAACGACACAAUCUAAAGGGGACCAGAAAUAGCAAGGUUGUCAAAGAAUUGUUCUGAAUAAAACCUAGUAAUUGUUCUUUUAUCUGUAAUACAUUUGAAAUAAAGAAAAUUAUGAAAAAAAAAA
This is a messenger RNA of Patella vulgata (common limpet), 7332 nucleotides long. Its product is annotated as metal transporter CNNM4. Bases 29 to 2536 code for a protein of 835 amino acids. Gene Ontology annotation, molecular function: transmembrane transporter activity. The transcript is spliced from 7 exons. NCBI's taxonomy places the organism in Eukaryota, Metazoa, Mollusca, Gastropoda, Patellidae. The record is from RefSeq and is a predicted model, not a curated record. Gene Ontology annotation, biological process: transport; magnesium ion homeostasis. Gene Ontology annotation, cellular component: plasma membrane.